AUGAGCGCCCAUCCCCAGACCGAAGACAAGUCGGUGGCUGUCACCGAUCACAUCGAUGAGCACGGCAAUUCCGACAACAAUGUCGAUUCCAAUGCUAUCGGCAAGGCGCUUGCUGCGGGUGAAGCUGUCCAGAUGCGUUCCGAGCUUGAUGACCUGCCCAUCCACAAGGCUUUCCGAAUUUUCUGGCGUGUUGCUGCGCUGUGUAUGCUUGCCGCCUUUGCGUCUGCGCUCGAGGGCUACCAAUACACUCUCACGGCAUCUAUCGUCGCAAACAAAGGUUUCAUCCGGCAGAUGUCUAACGGCGGCACGAAACUCGCCGCUGAACAUGUAGCCGUCUGGGGAGGCAUGUUAUCCACAGGUCAAUUCGUUGGUGUCUUAGGUCUACAGGCAUGCAUCGACAAACUGGGCCGAAAAUGGGCCAUGCACCUUACAUGGCUAGCCCUGGUUGUCUCCAUCACCGUCGAGUCCGUCUCGAGCAACUGGGUUCACUGGACCGUCGCCAAGUUGAUCGCGGGUAUGGGGUUGGGCAUGAUGCAGGCUACGUACCCCGUUUACAUCUCAGAGUUGUCGCCAACCCAAAUCCGGGGCGGUCUCACAACUGCCUAUCAAUUCUGGAACGUGUUGUCCCAUAUCUUCUCCCCAUUGGCUCUCCGAGAGCUGAGCCAUACCGACCCUUACAACUUCAAGGCCCCCAUUUACACCCAGUGGGGCAUGUUGGCGGUCAUGCUCGUCAUCAACCUCUUCGUUCCAGAAAGUCCCUGGUGGCUUGUCCAAAAGAAUAGGAUCCCUAAAGCCGAGAAGGUCUUGGCAUUCGCUUACAAGGGCGUCAAGAGCUACAACGUCAAGGAGCAGCUGUCCAUCAUCGUCGCCACUGUCGAGCGCCACCGCCUCAUCAACGUCGAGGAGAAAUCCCAACUCAAGGAGAUUUUCACAGGUAUCAACCUCUGGCGUCUGCUGAUCGCCUUCUGGCCCAAGGCCAUGCAGCAACUGGUCGGACAGAGCUUGACCAACAACUACGGCACUUACUUCUUCCAAUUGGCCGGAAAUUCGGACCCGUUCACCGUCACAAUGAUCCUCGCCCUCUGCCAGCUCGUGGGCGUCAUGGCCUGUGCACUACUCUCAGACAGAUUUGGUAAACGAUGGUUCACCAUUGGCAUGUUCGGGUCAGCUGCCGUGGCUGUUCUAUGCAUUGGUAUUGUCGGUUGUUUCAAUUACACCAGUAAAGAACUGGGCAGCUUGUUGGUGUUUUUUGGCUGCGUGUCUAACUUUGGUUGCAUUGGCGGCGCCGGCAUUGCAUACACAUACGUCGCUGAGAUCCCUACCCAGCGUCUCCGUGCUCGAACAGGCUCCGUGGCCCUGCUGGGUUCAUUCCUGCUCGGCAUCAUGUUCAACUAUACUGUUCCCUUCAUGCUCAAGGCAUGGAACGUCAGGGCUGGAUUCUUCUUCGGGACUGUUGGCAUUCUGUCAUGUGUUGUUGGUUGGUACAUCCUGCCCGAGAUGGCUCGCCGUACCCCCGCCGAGAUCGAUGAGAUGUUCCAGGACAAGAUCAAGCCAAGAGCUUUCCGGAAGCAUGUCACGCAUGUCCAGACUUAUCUCGCGGAGAAGGAGGAAAGGGAGAGGGCAGGCCAGGAAAAGCUUGAGUAG
Messenger RNA from Phaeoacremonium minimum UCRPA7, 1644 nucleotides. RefSeq lists its product as hypothetical. The coding region runs from base 1 to 1644 and encodes 547 amino acids. Gene Ontology annotation, biological process: carbohydrate transport; transmembrane transport. The record is from RefSeq and is a predicted model, not a curated record. Gene Ontology annotation, cellular component: membrane. The transcript is spliced from 6 exons. Gene Ontology annotation, molecular function: carbohydrate:proton symporter activity. Lineage: Eukaryota; Fungi; Ascomycota; Sordariomycetes; Togniniales; Togniniaceae.